CGCGUCACAACAAAUGGCCGCUCGUCCCGCCCCCGCCCCACGGCGGCGAAUGGACUCACCCGCAGACGGCGUACAAGCGCACCGCGCGUCACGUGACCGGGCGGAGGGGCGGGGCCGGGAGAGAGCCGUUUCGCGCGCUGUGGAACUGACGAGACCGAAGCUGCAGGAAAAUGGACAGCGAGGUGCAGCGAGACGGAAGGAUCCUGGAUUUGAUCGAUGACGCUUGGCGGGAAGACAAGCUGCCAUACGAGGAUGUCGCGAUCCCACUGAGUGAGCUUCCAGAGCCUGAGCAGGACAACGGUGGCACCACUGAGUCUGUGAAGGAACAGGAGAUGAAGUGGACAGACCUGGCCUUGCAAUGUCUCCACGAGAAUGUCCCACCUGCUGGAAACUGACACUGGGUUUCUUUCUCUUAGUAGAGUUUUCAAAAAUAUGUAGGUAAAACAUGUUUCUUCUGUCUCCAAAUUCAGAUAUUUGAGUAAUAAAUCAACUCUCAAAAACA
Molecule: messenger RNA, 502 nt
Organism: Arvicola amphibius (Eurasian water vole)
Lineage: Eukaryota; Metazoa; Chordata; Mammalia; Rodentia; Cricetidae
Gene: Anapc13
Product: anaphase promoting complex subunit 13
Exons: 3
Coding region: 171-395 (74 amino acids)
Biological process (GO): protein K11-linked ubiquitination
Cellular component (GO): anaphase-promoting complex
Source: RefSeq, a predicted model, not a curated record